AUGUUUAAAGCAAAAAAAUUGAUUGAAGAAGGUGAUAGAGUGGUUGUCUACUUCAACCGUGAGAAGAUGGCACUCGUCACCAUCAAAACAGGUAGUACAUAUAACAGUAAAUUUGGAUCAUUCUUACAUAAACGUUUAAUUGGUUGUGAAUAUGGUGCAAAGGUAUGCUUAUCAUUAAGAGCUUAA
Heterostelium album PN500 is the source of this 186-nucleotide messenger RNA. RefSeq lists its product as uncharacterized. Bases 1 to 186 code for a protein of 61 amino acids. Lineage: Eukaryota; Evosea; Eumycetozoa; Acytosteliales; Acytosteliaceae. The record is from RefSeq and is a predicted model, not a curated record. The transcript has a single exon.